AGUACAACUACAGAGUACGGAGUAUACAGAUAGCUUCUUGAAGGCGAUAUAUUUUUGGUACCUAGACUGGAGGUUUUGGGACUUGCCUGAAUAUAGCUUUACCAGGCUGUUAGGUUCAUCUCACCAAGGAAUAACCAACAUAAGCACUAACUAUCAGUACUGUUAGGAUAGAAUGAUGACAUCAGGAAGGAGGAUCAUGUGAUAAAGGGACCUUCGUAAAACAGUUACCCAUAAUCAUCUCCCUUCUCUUAUUUUCUCUUCGGUCAAGUGAGAGCUAGUCUGAGUUAAUAUAUCCCGAAUUGAAUCUAUCUUGCAUCUAUCUCCUAUCGAAUCCCAUAGAACCUAUCAUUUCUGCCCUUGGGAACAGUUCGGCUGAUUAUUGAUAUACCUAUCCUCUAUUGGACCGACCCAAGGUAACACUAUGUCUCAAGAGGGUGAAAAGUCCUUGAAAUCGGUUUUGAUUACCGGCUGCAGUGCUGGCGGGAUCGGGUCUGCCCUUGUGGAAGAGUUUCAUGACCGCGGGUUGCACGUCUUUGCGACUGCGCGCUCUCCGUCAAAGAUGGCGCAUCUCGAGAAUUUCCCACAUGUAACGCUGUUGAAACUGGACGUGCAGUCUCCGAUUGAUAUCGCUGCUGCAGUGGAGGCUGUCACUGCCAAAACGGGCGGGAAGCUGGACUACCUAGUGAACAAUUCAGGCCAGGGUUUGGUGAUGCCUGCCAUUGACACCGAUCUUGAAGAAGCCAAGAAGCUCUUUGAUGUGAAUUUCUGGGGCGCGGUUGCUGUCAUUCAAGCUUUCUCUCCCUUGGUGAUUGCUGCGAAGGGAUCCAUUGUCAAUGUUUCCUCCGUAGCGAGCCUGCUUAAUGUGACGUGGAAUAUCUUCUACAACUCCUCCAAAGCCGCAUUGAGGAUUUAUAGCGAAACGUUGCGCCUGGAAAUGGCCCCGUUAGGUGUUAAAGUUGUGACGGUCAUGGCAGGCACCGUGGCCACAAAUAUCACUGCCAAUACCCCGAAAGUUGACCUUCCUUCGGAUUCCUUGUACCGGGCAGCGUCCAAAGAAAUCAAUGAUUUGGCGACCGGAGUAUGGGUGAAAGACGCUCCUUCUCCGGCGGAGUUUGCAAAGAACGUUGUGAAUGAAGUCCUUGGAGGUGCCAGCGGGAUGAUAUGGAAAGGAAAGAUGGCCUCGAUUUCUUGGUUCUUGACCACUUUCAUGCCCACCUGGGUCAUUGAUCAUAUGCUCCUGGAUCAGAGUGGGAUCAAGCACAUGAGCUGAGCAUUUCUCUCUAUUGCUGAAAAGCACUCUUUUGCGUAUGAGAAAAAUUUUCUUUCUUCUUCUUUUUUUGGUUUCACUUGUAACAGUAGAAAGGACAUGAUUGGUACUAUGAUCAGUAUAUAUAUGGUGAUGUACAUACAUUAGAUUCUGGUAUCUCAACAAACAAUAAUAAUGUAAGGAUAGAAAAACACGGACGCCGA
This is a messenger RNA of Aspergillus ochraceoroseus IBT 24754, 1470 nucleotides long. Its product is annotated as SDR family oxidoreductase. Gene Ontology annotation, molecular function: acylglycerone-phosphate reductase (NADP+) activity; triacylglycerol lipase activity. The transcript is spliced from 3 exons. NCBI's taxonomy places the organism in Eukaryota, Fungi, Ascomycota, Eurotiomycetes, Eurotiales, Aspergillaceae. Gene Ontology annotation, biological process: phosphatidic acid biosynthetic process; triglyceride catabolic process. Gene Ontology annotation, cellular component: lipid droplet; endoplasmic reticulum. Bases 422 to 1270 code for a protein of 282 amino acids. The record is from RefSeq and is a predicted model, not a curated record.